Messenger RNA from Sinocyclocheilus grahami, 2409 nucleotides. RefSeq names its product ALK tyrosine kinase receptor-like. Gene Ontology annotation, molecular function: transmembrane receptor protein tyrosine kinase activity; ATP binding. Gene Ontology annotation, cellular component: signaling receptor complex; plasma membrane. Gene Ontology annotation, biological process: positive regulation of kinase activity; regulation of neuron differentiation; protein phosphorylation. Lineage: Eukaryota; Metazoa; Chordata; Actinopteri; Cypriniformes; Cyprinidae. The transcript has 12 exons. The record is from RefSeq and is a predicted model, not a curated record. The coding region runs from base 1 to 2226 and encodes 741 amino acids.
AUGGAGAGUCAUGGGGAAGCUGAGAUCGAGGUAUAUCUCAACUGCAGCCACUGUCAGACCCAGAGCUGUAAGAGAGAUGAAGAUACCAGACUCAUCCUCUGCCUGUGCGACAGCGACGAGGUUCUUGCAUCAGACAACGUCACCUGCCUAGUUGUUCAACUGGGCUCUCUGGCAGACAGACCCCCAUCUCUGAUAUUUAUCCUGGCAGUGAUUGCGUCCACAGUAGUCACGGGUGUCGUUCUGACCUGUGCCAGCCUCAUGCUCAUCUAUUACCGUAAGAAGAACCACCUGCAUGCGGUCAGGAUUCGACUACAGAGCCCAGAGUACAAGCUUAGCAAAAUCCGCUCGUCCACCAUAAUGACUGACUACAACCCCAACUACUGCUUUGCUGGCAAGGCGGCCUCACUGAGUGAGCUUAAAGAGGUUCCACGCAAGAACAUCACCCUCCUCAGGGCGUUGGGACACGGUGCCUUUGGGGAAGUGUACGAAGGACAGGUUUUGGGUAUGAAUGGAGAAAACACAGCCAUGCAGGUUGCUAUAAAGACUCUUCCAGAAAUCUGUUCUGAGCAGGAUGAGAUGGAUUUCCUAAUGGAGGCUCUGAUUAUGAGUAAGUUCAGCCAUCAGAACAUUGUGCGCUGUAUUGGCGUCAGUCUGCAGAUCCUGCCUCGCUUCAUACUGCUGGAGCUCAUGACAGGAGGAGACAUGAAGACUUUCCUCAGACUAAACCGACCCAGAACUAAUCAGCCGUCUUCUCUAAGUAUGCUGGAGCUUCUGCAUAUGGCCAGAGAUAUCGCACUUGGCUGUCGUUAUCUAGAGGAGAACCACUUCAUCCACAGGGACAUUGCAGCACGAAACUGCCUUUUGACCUGUCCUGGUCCAGAGAGAGUGGCUAAAAUUGGAGAUUUUGGGAUGGCUCGAGAUAUUUAUAGGGCGAGUUACUAUAGGAAGGGUGGCCGUGCCAUGUUGCCGGUGAAGUGGAUGCCACCUGAAGCCUUUCUAGAGGGCGUUUUUACAUGCAAGACUGACACCUGGUCUUUCGGGGUACUGCUGUGGGAGAUUUUCUCUCUUGGAUACAUGCCUUAUCCCUGCAAGACCAAUCAGGAAGUGCUGGAGUUUGUAACAGGUGGAGGUCGUAUGGAUCCUCCUAAGAGCUGCCCAGGCCCUGUUUAUCGGAUCAUGACACAGUGUUGGCAACACUGUCCAGAACACAGACCAAACUUCUCGACUAUUUUAGAGAGGAUCAACUACUGUACACAGGACCCUGAUGUCAUCAACACCCCUCUUCCAGUGGAGCAUGGUCCAGCUGCCGAAGAAGAAGGCAGCACUGUGAUCCGUCCUGAAGGAUCAGGCAGUAUGACCCCUCUUCUAGUGGCCCACUCUAUGUCCCAGGAUGCUUCUCCUCGACUGGGCAUCACCGGUGCUGCCCCACAGGCCCUCAAACCUACAAAGCUACAAAGACCAGUCCAUCUCACACAGGAGGUGGGUACGUACCGAGAAACUUUGGAGACUUGUUGGGCUGAGCCGGUUCCUGCUCCUGGAGUCUGUCCAGGACAGUGGCUUCAAGUUCCAGAGCACCGACCGUGCUCCAGGAGUAGUUCAUCAUCAGGCAGCCAGAAGCUAAAGAACAAGACAAAAAACCUUUGGAACCCCACUUACGGUUCCUGGGUCCUGGAGAGCUUUGGACGAGGGAAGACAGCCCUGUGCCACACCCAGUCCAUGCCUCUGUCUUGCAACCCCACGUUCAUGUCUGUCCCGUCCACUACCUCAGAGCGCAUUGACCCUGGAGUAGAAGUUAACACAAAUGUCUCGUCAUCCCCACAUCCAUCUGCUGCAUCCUCCCAGACCGCAUUCAGUCCGACAGUGACUUCCUCUCAGAAGGGUCCAACAGGGGAUACGGGCGGCUCGCUCGCUGUGGUUAUGGACUUGGCAAAACUCCAAAGCUUCCCGUGUGGCAACGUAAACUAUGCGUACGACGAGCAGAGCUACGAGACUGAGAAUUUGCCUGUAGUUGUGUCCAAAUCUGUGGAGCUCAGCACCAGCUCUUCAGCUACAUCUUCACUGGCUGUCCUCGGCCUGGCCGCAACAUUUACCCACAAACCACAGGUGAAGCGCCAUGCUAGCUACGGACAUGAGGACGUAAGGAGGUACACCCAGUCUGAGAAGCCCAUGAGGGACAGAGAUUCUGGCUUUUCCUUGUCUGAAGACCUCAGUGUCACCCCCGUGUAGCGAUCCGACUGAGGAAAUGCCUCAUAUUUGGUGUUAUUUUGUUUCUGACACAGAGGUAUUUUACUGCAAUAACUGCAGUGGAUUAGCUAGAGGCGGAAUGACAGGUUAAGGCUGGAAUACGCUUUAUGACUUUUGAAAUCUGAAUACAUUUUAAAACACUAGGCAUCAUACACUUAAAGGGAU